Messenger RNA from Thermothielavioides terrestris NRRL 8126, 1165 nucleotides. RefSeq lists its product as uncharacterized. Lineage: Eukaryota; Fungi; Ascomycota; Sordariomycetes; Sordariales; Chaetomiaceae. The record is from RefSeq and is a predicted model, not a curated record. The coding region runs from base 675 to 884 and encodes 69 amino acids. The transcript has 3 exons.
CUAGGGUGGCAGAACGUCAAAAAGGGCAACCCUUGGCAGCCCAUCCAUGGAUCGUGAUUGGAUCUUGCUCGGCAAGUAACCCAGCACUCAAGUCUCACAUCACUUCAAUGAACUCCCCACGCUCUGAUCCCGUAGAUACGGAAUACAGACCGCAACUUGGACACCGAGCCUGAGUUGCAAGGCGAAUGGCUCACACUGGUCCAUUGAGUCAUCCGAUAUGCUCCACUUUGGCAGUUUCCUGACCGGAUGAGCGACGAAACACAAGGCACCUAUCGUCCCAGGCCUUGCGGUCUGCCUUGGGGCUUGUUGAAGGACUCACCGAGCAGAUGUCCGCCCUGCCGCCUCCUUGCCUCACCUUGGAGGUCGGGGCGCGCCCAAGUUGCCAUGGCCAAGCAACAACGCAAAGGUCGGGACCUAAACAAGAUGGCUUUAACACGUGUCGCUGUUUGUUACUCGAUCUGUCUGCCAGCCAGGUCCCGUCUACCCGCUCCGACCUCCAUCACACUAGUUAGCUGAGCCCUCAGCGUCUUCUUCCGAUCCUGCCCGCUAUGUCCUCGCACCGCAGUUCCGGUGUUGUUCUUGUCCAAGCCGGAAGGCGCCCGUCCACCUCCCUGUCUUCACGGGCAUCCACCUAUUCUUCGUCCUCCUCUUCCUACACAACGAGUCCCUUUUCCAUGGACUCUUCCAGCUCCUCCCAGUCCACCACCGACACACUGUUCCGUUCUGGAUCGUCGACCGGCUUCUACACGGACGUCAAAGAGGUCACAAGCUCCCGGAGUGGGCAGACCAUCGUGAUCGUCCACCAUGGUCGUCCCAGCUACGACAAGAACGAGCCCAGGUCAUCCGACUACCAACACUCAUGGACUGCCUCCAAAUCGAAGUAGCGGGCUCAACAGCGGUGUCGCGGCGCGGGGAACGCAGAACUGACGGCAUGGGUCUCACCUUCUCGCAUUGUCAUCGCCGGCGUUGAUUUUGGCUGCUGGGAAUCCACUGGCGUUACUGGCGUUUUGGAACAGAGGCGUGUAUCCAGCAAUGGAGUGGUCUGGUUGGCAGUCUUGGUUUUUGCUGUUUUGGGGUUCUUGGGACCAUAGAAGUCGGGUAGUUGUGGGCGUAACGCUCUCACAAAUAUUAAGCGAUGCGUUGUCGACCGGUGAACGCGCCUAUG